AUGUUUACCAAUCCAGCCAGUGGGCAGUCUCAACCCUCAUGGGUUCCAAGCGAGCAAGACAUGAUGAUCCAAACAGAGUCGGGACCGUUCGUACAAUGGAUUGAAGACUACCCGUUGCCACCCGGAGGAUUGCCGAAGGGAAUAGAAAUGUAUGAUGGCAAGGGUGAUCCCGACAAUCACCUGAAGCACUUCAAUGGCAUGAUCAAGAUGCAACGUUGGAAUGUUCCGGUUGCUUGCCAUAUGUUUGCUCUUACUAUGAAGGACGUAGCCCGCGCUUGGGUAGACAGACUACCGGUCGGGAGUGUAGUAAACUUUGAAGAUCUUAAGAGAAAGUUCAGAUCCCACUUCAGCCAGCAGAGGAUAUACCAGAAGAUCCAUUUGGAAGCACACAACAUAAAAAGAAGAGAAGGUGAAAGCAUACACAAUUUCAUUACGCGAUACACGGAUGAAAUAUCACUCAUCAAAGGUCUGGCUGAAAGUCAAAAGAUAUCCGGUUUUGUGCACGGACUGAGAUUCAAGCCAUUGGUCGAAUUUUUAUCUACCGACCUCCCACAGACAUAUACAGCUCUAACUGACAAGACACACAGUUUCUUGCUUGCAAAGGACACGGCUGGUAACUUGGGAGGGGUGGAGCCAGUAGAAGGAAGUCCGUAUUUCAAUCCGCAACCUUAUGGAAGGGGCGGGGGACGAGGCCAGAGGGGUCGUGGAGGUAGAGGACAUCACUUCUCUCCAUAUCAGCGAACGCAAGAUCAUGCUCCUGCCAAUCAUGGCACCCCGAAUAAUACACAAAGACCCCCACGGGAUGUAUUAGCUGAAGAAAGAUCACCACCAAAGCCAAGGUCACAACAGCGGGGGAAAGACAUGAGCAAAUUCUGUGAUUAUCAUAAUGUUCGCGGUCAUGACACAAAUGAUUGUAAAGUAUUCAAAACCAAGGUAGAGGAAGCAGCCAAAACUGGAAGGCUGGCCCAGUUCUUAAAAGGCUUGAAAAAGCAAGGGCCAAAAGAUAAUCAAGGAAGGCAAGAUAACACUGAAGCUCAAGCAGCAAGGCCGGAGGUAAUGGAAGCACCCAUAACCAUGAUAAUUGGUGAAGUUCGACGAGAAGAGCAGAUACCAGACAAAAGUGAGCCAUGGAAGUCGGUGGCGAUCAGCUUCCCGCCCAUUGAAGAGAAAGAUGCAUCAGAUGACCCAAUUGUGAUCCAAGCGAUCAUAGGGAAACACCAAGUGAAAAGAGUGCAUGUAGACACCGGAAGCGGGUGUGAAAUUAUGUACGACCAUUGCUUCCAAAGAUUAUCGCCAACUCUCCAAAAGUUAAGGAAAGGCUCAGCAAGUUCCUUAAUUAGAUUCUCGGGGGAAAGAGCAUGGUCACAAGGAGAAGUAGCUCUACAGGUAACUGUGGGAGAAUGGCCGAGGCAACGUACGGAAGUGUUAACGUUCACCAUCAUCCGGGCCGACUCCCCGUAUAAUGUCAUCUUGGGAAGAGUGGCCAUGAGGAAAAUGGGGAUAAUCCCCUCCUCAACUCAUGCUGCAAUUAAAUUCCCAACGCCGCUAGGCAUCGGAUAUGUGAAGUCAGAGACACUUUUCAACCGAUAUUGUGCUAAAGUAGAGCCGCAAGAGAUGACUCCGGAGCAGGAAAAACUUGUAUUAUCUGGAGAAUCAGAAGAGAAAGUGUUCAUCAAUGACAAGUAUCCAGACCAGCACAUUUUGAUAGGCCGCCAACUCCCAACAGAGUACAAAAGAAAGCUAAAGGAAUUACUUGAAAGGAAUAAAGAUGUAUUCGCAUGGACACCAUCUGACAUGACCGGUGUCCCAAGGCAGCUAAAGAUAGGAAGUGAAGUAUUUGAUACCCAACACAAGCUAAAUGCGCGACCGCACAUUGAGCCAAUAAAACAAAAAAGAAGAAGUCUAGCCCCGGAUAGAUGCAAGGCCGCGCAAGAGCAAGUAGCAGACUUGGUCAAAGCAGGUAUCUCGAGGGAAGUCAAAUAUCAAAGCUGGGUAGCCAACCCAGUUAUGGUGAAAAAACAUGACGGAGGCUGGAGAAUGUGUGUCGACUUUACUGACAUUAACAAGGCUUGCCCUAAAGACUGCUACCCACUACCAGAAAUCGAUUGGAAAGUAGAGUCAUUGGUGGGUUUCAAGUUGAAGUGUUUUCUUGAUGCUUACAAAGGGUAUCACCAAAUACAGAUGUACCCCGAUGAUGAAGACAAGACAACAUUUUACACUGCUGGGGGCAUUUACUGCUAUAAGAAGAUGCCCUUUGGGUUAAAGAAUGCAGGUGCAACGUAUCAGAGGCUAGUAGACAAGGCAUUCGGAAAGCAAAUCGGGCGUAAUCUGGAGGCUUAUGUAGAUGAUAUGGUUAUCAAGAGUAGAAGCGAAGAAGACAUGUUGAUGGACAUUGAGGAAACCUUCAAGACACUCCGAGCCAUAAACAUGAAGCUGAAUCCAAAAAAAUGCACCUUCGGAGCGGAGGAAGGCCAAUUCUUAGGCCACAUUAUCACAAAGGAAGGAUUCAAAGCAGAUCCGGAGAAAGUAAAAGACAUCCUCAAUCUAAAACCACCAAGUAGCCUGAAAGAAAUACAAAGUCUCAAUGGAAAGCUUGCAGCCCUCCAUCGGUUUCUUUCCAACUCAGCGGAGCGCUCCCUACCCUUUUUCAAAACAUUGAAAGGGUGUUUGGGAAAGCACAACUUCAGCUGGACGGAAGAGGCUCAGAAAGCUUUUACAGAGUUGAAGGACUACUUGUCAAAUCUCCCCACCAUCACCGCACCAACGCCCGGGGAAACCUUGGUGCUAUACCUGGCAACCUCAGAAGAGACAAUCAGUGCUGUCUUAAUGACAAACAAAAAAGAGGGGCAAGUGCCAGUGUACUACGUAAGUAGAGUCUUGCAAGGCCCUGAAACUAGAUACCCAGAAAUUGAAAAGCUAGCUCUAGCUCUCGUUCAUGCAGCACGAAGACUCCGUCGGUAUUUUCAAGCACACCCAGUCAUGGUGCUAAUAGAUAGACCAAUAAAGCAAGUACUUACCAGGCCGGAGGUAUCCGGGAGAUUGACGAAAUGGGCUGUAGAGUUGGGGGAGCAUGAAAUUGAGUUCCAACCAAGGAACGCUGUUAAGGGACAAGUACUUGCAGAUUUCUUGGCAGAAACACCCUCGAAAGAGCCAAAGGCUAAAAGGAAGAUUAUCUUCGAAGAAGAAAAGGUUGAAGAAGCAAAAGAAGAAUCUGGAGCAGAAUCGUGGAAGUUAUUCACUGAUGGAGCCUCCAGCGCGGAUGCUUCCGGAGCUGGUCUGAUACUCACAAACCCGGAAGGGCAAGAAUUUACUUAUGCUUUACGCUUCAAAUUCAAAGCCUCAAAUAACGUAGCAGAAUAUGAGGCCCUUCUUGCAGGUCUCCGGAUCGCGAAAAAGGUGAAGGUAGAGCACAUCCAUGCAUUUGUAGAUUCACAAAUUGUAGCCUUCCAGGUGAAUGGAACGUAUGAAGCAAAAGAGCCCAUAAUGAAGAAAUACUUAAAGAAAGUAAGAGAAGUGAGACAACAAUUCAAGUCCUUUCGAAUACAAAACAUUAGCAGAAACAAGAACAAAAUAGCCGUUGCCCUGAGCAAGCUAGCAUCUACCUCAUUUGCACACCUUACUAAGCAAGUCUUAGUAGAGAUGCUUGAGAAAAGCUCCAUUGAAGAAGAGAUUGUAGCAGCUCCGAUUGAAGAAGAGGGUGAAACUUGGAUGACUCCAAUGAUGACAUACCUAGCAGAAGGAACACUCCCAACAGAUAGGGACCAGGCAAGAAAAAUAAGAAUCAAAGCCCCUCAGUAUACGCUAAAGGAUGGAGUGCUGUACCGGAAGUCAUACCUUGGGCCCCUUCUUAGAUGCGUAGGGCCGAGGCAAGCAAAGGAAGUCAUAAGGGAAAUACAUCACGGAGCUUGUGGACUACACUCUGGACCAAGAACAGUGGUGGCAAAAAUCACAACUCUAGGUUAUUACUGGCCGUCGAUGCACAAAGAUGCAGUAGAAGAAAUUCAAAGCUGCUCCCGGAAAGCUCAAGUUCUUAGUAGUGGCAGUAGACUACUUUACCAAGUGGGUGGAAGCAAAGCCCUUGGCGACAAUCUCAGGAAAAUAGAUGGAGAAAUUUGUUUGGGAGCAAAUAGUGACAAGAUUGGGAUACCAAGAGUAAUCGUGAGCGACAAUGGCAAACAGUUUUGUGAAGGAGUUUUCAGAACCUUUUGUGAAAAUUUAGAAAUCCAACAAUCUUUUACUUCUGUAGCCCAUCCGCAGGCUAACGGGCAAGUAGAAGUGACCAAUAGGGAGAUUGUGAACGGAAUCAAAGCAAGGCUAGGGAGAUGCCAAGACGGGUGGUUAGAUGAAUUACACCAAGUCCUCUGGGGUAUUCGAACAACACCUAAGGUAAGCAACAGAGAAACACCAUUCAGCUUGGUGUACGGUUCAGAAGCAAUGAUACCAGCAGAAGCAAGUGUUCACAUACUCCGUCGAGCCGUCAUUGAAGAAGAAAACGAAAACCAACUCAGAAGUAACUUGGAUCUGUUAGAAGAAAGGAGAGAGUUGGCAGCCAUAAGAGAAACAUUCCUACCAGGAGAUUAUGUCUUCCGCAACAACGAUGCAAGCAAAGCAUAG
This is a messenger RNA of Erigeron canadensis, 4614 nucleotides long. RefSeq lists its product as uncharacterized. The coding region runs from base 1 to 4614 and encodes 1537 amino acids. NCBI's taxonomy places the organism in Eukaryota, Viridiplantae, Streptophyta, Magnoliopsida, Asterales, Asteraceae. The transcript has 2 exons. Gene Ontology annotation, molecular function: RNA-DNA hybrid ribonuclease activity; nucleic acid binding. The record is from RefSeq and is a predicted model, not a curated record. Gene Ontology annotation, biological process: DNA integration.